CCAACGCGUGCUUGUUUCAAAUAAUUUUACACGUUCAGCUGCCGGCAGGGUACUCGGUAGGUGCGCCCUAAACAAAGCUGAGUUUGCGAAGUGAGAACACUUGGAAAGCGCAUCUUCCAAUACGGAGAAAAGGUGAACGUGAAGGGACCUCUCGUCAAUUCUGAACUAUGGAGCGCUCAAAACAGAGUCACGACAAUCAAGCUGACAGUAGACCGACUACAAACGAAAGUUCUCUAAACGGACACUUUGAUGGCUUGGUAAAAAAAGACACCCGGAAUGUGGGAUGUCAAGGGACGGGGACCGCCGGUGAGUCGAGUUCGCACACAGGGUCGUCAGUCGUGGAAAAUUGGAAGCAUGAGCGCACCCGAAGUAUAGAAGACAACGAGAUGAGCUUGCCUAGUCUGGCAGCUGCUUAUACCACUAUUAUCCGGGGACUCGGCGAAGACCCGCAAAGACAGGGACUUCUCAAAACUCCCUGGAGAGCCGCAACUGCGAUGCAGUUCUUCACCAAGGGAUACCAGGAGAAAAUAAUAGAUGUGCUGAACGAUGCCAUCUUCGACGAGGACCACGAUGAGAUGGUUAUCGUGAAGGACAUCGACAUGUUCUCCAUGUGCGAGCACCACCUGGUGCCCAUCUUUGGCAGGGUCCACAUAGGCUAUCUCCCCAAUAAAAGGGUGCUGGGCCUCAGCAAGCUGGCCAGGAUUGUUGAAAUCUACAGCCGUCGACUGCAAGUUCAAGAGCGGUUGACCAAACAAAUCGCUGUGGCAAUCACUGAAGCUCUGCAGCCUGCUGGGGUGGGCGUCGUCAUCGAGGCAACUCACAUGUGCAUGGUGAUGAGGGGGGUGCAGAAGAUGAACAGCAAGACUGUGACCAGCACCAUGCUGGGGGUGUUCAGGGAGGACCCGAAGACACGGGACGAGUUCCUCACCCUAAUCAGGAACUGAGAGGGACGGCUGGCCCACAAACCUGCUGCCCAGCCCAGCGCAGACCCUUCUCCCUGUCGCCUGCCUGGAGCUAGAGCAGUCCACACAGCAGUUUUGGUACGAAGCCUAGAGUCCGGGCUUGCAGUGUAUGUGAGGUGUGUGUGUGUGUGUGUGUCUAUCCCUCCACCCCCUUCCAAAUAAUCACACACAUCACAUGGUCGCAUGACACAGCUGUCUUGUGUGUGUACAUGACAGUCUUACUAAACGGUGUCUGUCAGCUGGCUUAACCUAAACAUGAAUAGUUUGGAUCAAUGAUUAGUGUUUCUUAUGGUUACUUAAUUUAAAGGACUAUGAUCCUGUUAAAACAUUUUUUGUUGUAACUUUUCAUUAGAUUGAACCUCCAAGUACGGUAAAGAUACUUACACCUACGUAGAAACAUCCUAACAUUAAAAUCAAUAUCUUUAUCCAAAGUAAGCUAGGCCCAGUAGGACCAUAUGUCAGUUUUACUUUUUUAUUUAUUUUAUUGAACCUUUAUUUAACUUGGCAAGUCAGUUAAGAACAAAUUCAUAUUUACAAUGACGGCCUACCAAAAGGCAAAAGACCUCCUGCGGAGACGGGGGCUUGGAUUAAAAUGAAUAUAUAUAUAUAUAUAUAAACAUAAGACAAAACACACAUCACGACAAGAGAGACAACACUACAUGAACUUGCCUUGAGCCAAACCUAUUCAAAAGUGCCAAGUGCCCUUUUCACAUGGCAUCAUAUUCCUGCUCAAGCCAAAUGCUCGCUUUCAAAUUUGGUAGCCACUGCUUUAAAUACAGUAUACUGCACCCUGCAACUUCAGGGAACUAACAAUGAUGGCUUUCUGAGGGUUAACUGAAUAAAUCCUAUACAGGAUCGGAACGGUUGAACUGACGUAGGCUGAUGUGAUUCGCAUGAGGUUGUAAGUAACAAGAACAUUUCCCAG
Molecule: messenger RNA, 1887 nt
Organism: Oncorhynchus mykiss (rainbow trout)
Lineage: Eukaryota; Metazoa; Chordata; Actinopteri; Salmoniformes; Salmonidae
Product: GTP cyclohydrolase 1
Biological process (GO): tetrahydrofolate biosynthetic process; tetrahydrobiopterin biosynthetic process
Cellular component (GO): cytoplasm
Molecular function (GO): GTP cyclohydrolase I activity; GTP binding; zinc ion binding
Source: RefSeq, a predicted model, not a curated record